AUGACAUUAAGGAAAGUGAACGUUUCCAUCCUUAUAGUGGCUGUUGUCAUAUUUUUGCUCGUUCUUCAUCAUAACUUCCUAGGCCUCAGUGACUUCUUGAAACGGGAAUUGUCAGAUUCGAGUCCAUUAGGACUUCAGCCUAUAGAUUUCAUACCUGCAGUUCCCCAGAGGCUGGCAGAUGAAAGGAAUGAUAAGGAGAUUUCUGUGGUCAUUGCAGCAUCAGAUGAGAGGCUUGGGGGUGCAAUUGCAGCCAUGAACAGUAUUUACCGUCACACCAGAUCCAACGUGGUUUUCCAUAUUGUUACUUUGAAUGAUACUGUGGAUCACCUGAGGCUGUGGCUAAGUAACACUGCUCUGAAAAAUUUGAGAUACCGAAUUUUGGAUUUUGACCCUCACGUCUUAGAAGGGAAAGUACAAGUGGAUCCUCAAAAGGCAGACACCUUAAAACCAUUAACCUUUGCAAGAUUCUAUUUGCCCAAUUUGGUACCUCAUGCAGAGAAGGCCAUCUAUGUGGAUGAUGAUAUAAUAGUGCAAGAUGAUAUUCUUGAACUUUACAACACUCCAUUGAAACCUGGACAUGCGGCUGCAUUUUCAGAUGAUUGUGACUCAACUACUAAUAAAGUUGCUGUCCGUGGAGCAGGCAAUCAGUAUAAUUACAUUGGGUUUCUAGAUUACAAAAAAGAAACCAUCCGAAAGCUUGCCAUGAAAGCCAGCACCUGCUCUUUCAAUCCAGGAGUUUUUGUUGCCAAUUUGACAGAAUGGAAAUUACAGAACAUCACUAAGCAGCUGGAGAAGUGGAUGGCACUUAAUGUAGUAGAGGAACUUUACAGUAGGAAUCUGGCUGGCAGCAUCACGACACCUCCGCUGCUAAUUGUAUUUUACAAGCAACAUUCCAGUAUUGAUCCCAUGUGGAAUGUCCGGCAUCUCGGGUCCAGUGCUGGAAAAAGGUACUCUCCUCAGUUUGUGAAAGCUGCCAAACUGCUCCAUUGGAAUGGACAUUUCAAACCAUGGGGAAGAACUGCUUCAUAUGCUGAAGUCUGGGAGAAGUGGUAUGUCCCUGACCCUACAGGCAAGUUCAGCCUGAUCCGCAGACAUUCAGAAGCCUAUGAAGCAAAGUAGGGUCAAUUUUCAUAACUGACGGCGUUUUCUCAGGAAACUUCUGGAGCCAAGCAAAACUUUUUUUUUUUCGCCAACUUGUAUUACAGAGCAGCCCUUGCCUUCUGGAGCACAAGGUGAUGCGCUUGUUCAGGUGCAGUUCUGAAAUGCAUAGGUCCAAGGGAGACUCAGUUCACUUAUGCGACAGAAGAUGCUACUCCAGCAGCACUACAGAAAGCAAGGGAGGAUCUCCACAAACUCGCAUUUUUGAUAGUUCACUUCUGUUGUACGUUCUGCUCUUUACUACAAGUCUUCUAGAGGAGGAUCACUUUAUCAGCUAUGGAAAGAAACAGUUUCUAAGAACAAGACAACUUCAGAUGGUGCUUGCACCAUGCAAAUCUUGCACAGCAAUGUACUGUAAUUAAGAGCUGCUUGGGUUUUGUUCCGUUUGUUUGUUUUCUUAUCCUGUGAAAUAGUUUCCUCA
This is a messenger RNA of Leptosomus discolor (cuckoo roller), 1579 nucleotides long. The record is from RefSeq and is a predicted model, not a curated record. Lineage: Eukaryota; Metazoa; Chordata; Aves; Leptosomiformes; Leptosomidae.